Coffea eugenioides is the source of this 2175-nucleotide messenger RNA. Its product is annotated as phosphoacetylglucosamine mutase. Gene Ontology annotation, biological process: UDP-N-acetylglucosamine biosynthetic process; carbohydrate metabolic process. The transcript has 9 exons. NCBI's taxonomy places the organism in Eukaryota, Viridiplantae, Streptophyta, Magnoliopsida, Gentianales, Rubiaceae. Gene Ontology annotation, molecular function: phosphoacetylglucosamine mutase activity. Bases 209 to 1873 code for a protein of 554 amino acids. The record is from RefSeq and is a predicted model, not a curated record.
ACGAGGAAAAGAGGGCCCCACAGCGAUCACCAGAACUGAUCACGCCACCACUCAGUUGAUCUUCUGGGGCGGAAUAAUUUUCGAAGUUGUAGCCUAUCAUCAGAAGCCCGGAGCUAGCUUGGUCUUUUGAUUAGCAGUUUCUGAGGUUUAAACUUCAAAGUCCAAAGAAUUUCUCUGCAAUCUUCAAAGCAAAAGAAAUAAGAGAAAGAUGAAUGAUAAACAGCGAUCUAUUCUCCUCGACAUCUCAUCUCGCUUCUCACCUCCACAAGGUGUGAAGCUGUCAUACGGAACAUCGGGGUUCAGAGCCGACGCAUCAUUGCUAGAAUCAACGGUGUACAGAGUUGGAUUAUUGGCAGCGCUGAGGUCACUCAAAACCAGGGCAGUCAUUGGACUUAUGAUCACCGCAUCACACAAUAAAAUUUCUGAUAAUGGAAUCAAAGUAGCAGACCCCAGUGGUGGAAUGUUGACUCAGGAUUGGGAACCAUUUGCUGAGUCACUUGCCAAUGCACCUGAUUCCUAUACCCUGGUUGAGAUUUUAGAUGAUUUUGUUAAGAAGGAAAAAAUUGCACUUGAUGGAGAAUGGGCAGCAGAGGUUUUCUUGGGAAGAGAUACAAGGCCUAGUGGAGUGUCUCUCCUUGAAGCUGCAAAACAAGGGGUUGCUUCUAUUGUCAAAGCCAAUGCCAAGGACAUGGGAGUUCUAACGACACCACAACUGCAUUGGAUGGUUCGUGCUAGAAACAAGGGCCUGGAAGCAUCUGAGCAUAAUUACUUUGACCAGCUCUCAAGCUCUUUCAGGUGCUUGCUGGAAUUGAUCCCUCAAGGCAGUAGAAUCGUUGGUACUAAUGACAAACUGAUUGUGGAUGGAGCGGAUGGUAUUGGUGGAGAAAAACUUGAAAGUCUGAAAGGGCUGUUAAAUGGCUUGUGUGUAGAAGUUCGUAAUUCUGGUAAUGGUGUACUUAAUGAAGGUGUUGGUGCUGACUAUGUGCAGAAAGAGAAGGUCGUGCCUCGUGGAUUUGGUCCUGCUGAUGUUGGAAUCAGGUGCGCUAGUUUCGAUGGAGAUGCUGAUCGGCUUGUGUAUUUCUUAGUUCAACCAAAUAGUAACAAAAUUGAACUUGUUGACGGUGACAAGAUAAUGGCUUUAUUUGCUUUAUUCCUUGAAGAACAAUUAAGUAUUCUGAACAAGAGUGGAGAUGUUACAGUUAGGCCAAAUCAAACACGUCUCGGGAUUGUGCAGACAGCUUAUGCAAAUGGCGCAUCCACUAGUUACCUAAAGCAAUUGGGCCUAGAAGUUGUGUUCACUCCUACUGGUGUCAAACACUUGCAUGAGAAAGCUGCUGAAUACGAUAUUGGGAUCUAUUUUGAGGCAAAUGGGCAUGGAACUGUCUUGUUUUCUGAAGCUUACUUGUGCUAUUUAGAGGAUAUAAGCAGUAAUUUAUCAUUAACUUCAACAGAGAAACAAAAGGUGGCUUCAAGACUUUUGGCUGUAAGUAAAUUGAUCAAUCAGGCAGUAGGGGAUGCCCUCAGUGGGCUGCUUUUGGUGGAAGCCAUCUUACAGCAUUUGGGGUGGUCUAUCCAAAGGUGGAAUGAGCUUUACCAUGACUUACCCAGCAGACAACUUAAGGUAAAGGUGCUUGACAGAGCAGCAGUUGUCACGGCGAAUGCGGAAACUGUAGUUGUCAAACCCAGUGGAAUUCAAGAAGCCAUUAAUGCUGAAAUUGCCAAAUACCACAAAGGGAGAUGUUUCAUACGGCCUUCUGGAACAGAAGAUGUGGUUAGAGUAUAUGCUGAAGCAAGCACCCAAGAAGCAGCAGAUGGUCUAGCUUAUUCAGUGGCGAAAUUGGCGGAUCAGUUCCUUGGGUCUACCAAUUCUUAGUCAAUUCUGGAUUGUGCCUUUUUCACUAAAUCCAUUCAUACCUUCCCAGGAUCGCUUACUACUCUCUAGAUGUUGGAUACUGGACCUACUUGGCUAUGCAAAUGAGACAUUUAUACACUCGCUAAACAUUUUGGUCGCUUCUUCCCUGCAUUUCUACAUCAGUUUAAACUGGAUUCUUGUAAUUGAGAAAAAUCUGAAGUAUAGCAGCAUUGUACUAGAUUCUGGGUUGGAAGAUGCAGUUUUUCAGCCUCUGCAGUGGAGAGCAGUAUUCUGACUGCCAAAAUAAAUGAUUCUUCAGCUCA